Messenger RNA from Theileria equi strain WA, 1272 nucleotides. Its product is annotated as DNA replication licensing factor family protein. Lineage: Eukaryota; Apicomplexa; Aconoidasida; Piroplasmida; Theileriidae. Gene Ontology annotation, molecular function: single-stranded DNA binding; single-stranded DNA helicase activity; ATP binding. The transcript has 7 exons. The record is from RefSeq and is a predicted model, not a curated record. The coding region runs from base 1 to 1272 and encodes 423 amino acids. Gene Ontology annotation, biological process: DNA replication. Gene Ontology annotation, cellular component: nucleus; MCM complex.
AUGUUACACGCUAUCGCAAUAAGACUCGAGAAUUUUACUCCAUCAUUGCCAUUUAGUUCACUUCGCAGCCAUACAGUUGGUUGUAUAGCGUCUGUUAGGGGACAUGUUGUCAGGAUUGGACCCUCAAAACCUUUGAUUAUAUCUGCACUCUUUUAUAUUGCUUUUACAAGAAUUGCAAUUCGAAAACGUUUGAAAUACAGAGGCACUGUGUUGAGACUACAAAAUGGCAGAACAUUAGGUAGUAAUGCCAAGAGUGAUAAUGCACACUUGUAUAGGAUCCAGGAGGAAAUUUCGUCUGAAACAACUUGGAAAAACAACAGACCAGCAGAAACAACGGCCAAUUCCUUAUUAGACAUUGAGCUAACUGGUGAUCUUGUUGGUAAUUAUUUUCCUGGAAAUAUCGUAGAAGUUGUUGGAGUUAUAAAGGCCUCGGAGUCACAGAGCGAUUCCGCUUUUUCUCACAAGUUUUUGUACACUAUAUAUAUGGAUGCAGUUUCUAUCAACGUUUUGAACAAAAAGUAUGAAAGUCAUACCUCCAGGGAAUAUAACAACGUAAGUUUUAUACACCUUAUUAGCAUUAUCUACAGAUGCUUGGAAUUAUAUCUGGAACCAAAUCGCUUUUACCUGGCUGCAGCUUCAAUGUUUCCAAAAGUUGUGGGAAGAAAUUACGCCAAAGCUGGACUCUUACUUUCUAUAUUGGGAGGCGUAUCAAUAUAUGAUGAAUGUCGUGCGCUUAAACGAAGAGGAAAUAUACACUGCUUACUCGUGGGUGAUCCCGGUGUGGGUAAGAGUUUGUUUCUGCGAAGUAUAUGCAAUCCUCUUUAUGGAAACUACUUCUUUUCUGGAGGUUCAAUAACAGCAAGUGGACUUACAGCGGCAGUGGUUCGUGAAAGCGGAAGUAAUGAAUUUAACUUGGAAGCUGGUGCUCUUGUAUUAUCAUCUGGAGGAGUCUGUUGCAUUGAUGAAUUAGACAAAGUAUCAGCAAUCGAACAAGAAGCAUUUUUAGAGGUUAUGGAACAGCAGGUUGUAUCUGUUGCGAAGGCUGGCAUAAUUAGCACACUUAAUGCUAGGACUACAGUAAUUUGCGCCUCGAAUCCAAUAAAUGGGAAAUUCAAUAGCAAAAAGUCAUUGUCUGAGAACAUAAAAUUAUCUCAACCCCUUCUGAGUAGAUUUGACCUAAUCUUUGUGAUGGUCGAUAAUCCACUCGGGGACCAUGAUGAAACAAUCUCGAAUCACUUGUUGAAAAGAGUUGGUUCUGCACACAUUUACUAG